CAAAUUUCCCCCAAACCACCACCAUCAGCGCCCGCUUUGGGUGGUGUGGGGCCUCUUCUUGCCCUUGUUGCCUACAGUCACUCGACCUUCGCUUAUCAUCAACAGCCAUCAGUCUGCAGCACAUGUGCGCUGUCAUUUAUUCUGGACCCGGACAGUACAUGAUGUAUGACAGAGCUCACGUCACUGACAGGCGAGUCACAGGACAAAUGGAUCUCAUGCCCAGGUGGCAAUCGGGAUGUGGGACAGAGUGAUCAAUGUGCUGCUCUGUGGUUGUUUCCGCUCUCUCACUCAACAUAUCUCAGCAAGCCUACAAUCAAUGCUCUAAGUAAGAAGAAACAAUUUCAGCACUCACAGCUGUGUCUCGAGAUGGUAUCGUGUCCCUUCACAAGAUCCACAGAGCUCAUCAACACCGCGGACGACUACACCGUCUUCCACGAUGGUAACAACAGUCCAUCCGCCCUGACCCUCCCGGGCCAGCCGCGAAUCAAACUCCGCGAUCGUCCCAGAACGAUAGCACAUCUCCUCAAAGAUCUCCACUGUGAGAAACUCGCCAUCAUGGCCUCGCACCUAUGGGUAAUGUCCACCCACUCCCACGAGAACAUCACGCCCCUGCACCGCCAAAGUCUCCGCGGCCGCGCCGUCGUCGUAAUGGAAGAUCCCGCCUUCCACCUCGUGUGGAUCCACGACCGCAUCUUCAUCAAACCUCUGCCCAAAUACCUCCUGACCUAUUCCUUCUGGGAGAAAGUUCUGCUGGAGAUCAGCACGGCGCCUGAAGCCACGGAGAGCAUGAUUGUGCCCGCAGCCCGGGGUUUGCUUCGAUCCUACUACCAUCUCAUCAAAUCCGAAUGCGACUUCCGCAUCGCACAGAGGGAGGAUCUUCAACUGAUCCCGCGCGACGUGACAUGGGAGCAGUUCUGCGCGUUUUCGGAGACGUUUGGUGAGAUCCGGGACGAGGAAGUUUCAUUGCGGUAUGAAUAUGGUGAAUUGCGACUGACACGUUUGAAUAUGUGGGCGCUGCCUCUGUUGGGGACCACGACGUACCAGCAUGUCGGACUGCAGUACAUCGAUGAUUUCUCGCCCUACUUCACGCCCCUAUUGUUCGUGUUCGCGGUGGUGGCCAUCAUGUUGAAUGCUAUGCAGGUGGGGUUGCAAGCGGUAGAUCUCGAGGCGGUCGGGUGGCCCGGGUUUGUAUGUUUAUCGCGGUGGUUCGCGAUUGCGAGCAUUAUCUUUGCAUUGGUGCCCUGUGCGGGUCUGUUAUUGCUGUUGGUCUACAAGAUCGCGGAUGAGUGGAUCUAUGCACUUCGCCAGCGGUGGAAAUACUGGCGGCGGCCUCGAGCUCCGGUGACGAAGCAGGAGGCGUGAAACUAUUGUGUACUACUGUUGAUAUCAUUAAUGUAACAAAAUAUCCA
This is a messenger RNA of Dissoconium aciculare CBS 342.82, 1409 nucleotides long. RefSeq lists its product as uncharacterized. Bases 166 to 1362 code for a protein of 398 amino acids. The transcript has a single exon. NCBI's taxonomy places the organism in Eukaryota, Fungi, Ascomycota, Dothideomycetes, Mycosphaerellales, Dissoconiaceae. The record is from RefSeq and is a predicted model, not a curated record.